CUCUGCUCGACUCAUCCCGGAUUGGCGGGCGGCGGGACCACGGCGGCAGAAGGACUCUGCUCCAGCGGCGACGUCGGUGGACCUUCCCGGAUGGCAACGGCCGGCGGACCAUCGAGGAAGCCCUUCAGCGGGCCGUGGCUGGUAGCAGGCGGUGGCCUGCGGAAUACCGCCCGGUUCUGCUGGAGGGCUGAGGAGGAGGUGGGCACCUUCCCCGACCGGCUGGCCUUCAUCCGGGAGGUGGCCUUUGGAGCGUUGGGCCUUCAGAUGCAGGACAUCCUCUGCGUACAGCGGAAUGGGCCCUUCCGCUUCUUCGAGGUCACCUUGUCCACCGACGAGAGUUACACCAAGGUCCUGGAGCGGAGCAAGGAGGGGGCCCAGCACCCCCUCCUCGGACGUUACAACAUCGAGCCGCUGUGGUGGCCCGACAAGCAGUGCCACAGUUUUGGACACACCCUGGAGGGAUGCGCCAACCUGCGCUGCCGCAACUGCCUGGAGUCGGGGCACAUGGCCAGGGACUGCAAGGGCCCCCGUCGCUGCAUACACUGUAACGGCGAGGACCAUCUGGCUCGUUCCUGCCCACAGAAAAAGACUACAUAUGCCGACGCUCUGUCGGGUAACAGAGCAGUCGGCACGGAGAAUGGUGGGGGAGCUCUAGCCCCCACGACUGGGCAGGAACAGCCGGCGACGGGGGCAGAAGGAGAAGCCCUGGUCGAGGUGGAGGAGGCCCCUUCGAGUGCGACACCUAUGCAGGAGGGGUCUCCGAACAAGGUGGAGCAGCUCGCCCUGGCUCCAGGCGUCAGCAGCAGGCGAAAGAAGAGCGGUGCAUCCCCCCGGGGGAGGAAGAAGAGCAGAAGGGAGGCGCAACCCGACGCACCCAGCCCUCCGGCGGCCACCUCGCCAGCAGUGGCGGCCGGGGACCAAGGCCGACAGUGUCCCCCCUCCCCGAUGUUAGAGGCCCCCCGUCUGGUGUGGGACUUGGGACAGUCCCCUGCACCCCCCCAGGAGUACAGCGGUCAACAGGACACUGCUAAUGAACAGGAGUACCUGGGGGGGCUGGAAUUGGGGGACCUUUUGAGGUUGACUGAGGAGGGGGGGCAGUAGGACAGUAUUGUUUUUAAUG
Messenger RNA from Brienomyrus brachyistius, 1120 nucleotides. RefSeq lists its product as uncharacterized. NCBI's taxonomy places the organism in Eukaryota, Metazoa, Chordata, Actinopteri, Osteoglossiformes, Mormyridae. The record is from RefSeq and is a predicted model, not a curated record. The transcript has 2 exons. Gene Ontology annotation, molecular function: zinc ion binding; nucleic acid binding. The coding region runs from base 91 to 1101 and encodes 336 amino acids.